CAAAUCGCACCAACAUUGGUUUUUUCUUCAUCCAUCAGACUGUCUGAUGCACUGCGGUACACCUUCGCUAUGCAUUGGGACAGCAAUCAAUGAUCAUGUGUUUACUUCGAGAAAAGCUGCUACUCCAUUCAAAAUAAGAAUAACACCCACUCGUUUGCCGUGAUUUAUAGGAGUAGCAAUUUUUUGUCUUUUAAUGUUCCACUAAAUGUGUGUCAGAGAAGAGUUCUUCGAAGAGUGGUCCGAGUGCAACCGAGUCUGUUUCUCAACCAGUUACUUGUGUUCAGUUUGCUGAUUACAGAACAGUUGUAAUUCUAAACAUAAAAGAAUAAAAACUGUAAACAGUACUGUUCUGGUGAUGUGUUCCGUGAUUCCGUAAACGAAUGUUGCAUGAGGGUGGUGAUAUUAUGUAUAAGUGUAUGAGAAGUGAAUUGAUUGGUGGAAAAAUGUUAACCUUUCUCAGUAGCGGCAACGUUUGGUGGUGUUAGGUGAAACUUUCUUGAAUUGUGCAAGUUUAUCGCAGAAAAUUUUAUGACCCCUUCUACACAUUGAAUGAACCACUUCGGCACGGUAGCUUGGCACCCAUAGAUAUCCGUGGAAAUAGGUUUCGUUCUGCUAUAAAAUCAACCAAUUCGAAGUGGGUGUUGUAGCAUGAGACUCGUACGCGUGAGACUCGCUUGCUACCCAGGAUUGAUACAACAGCAAUAACAACGUUCGUUCAGAAGGUUACUGAGUUCGACGGCGACGUCACAGCGCCAUCGUUAGUGUCGCCAGUGAAGGCGUAAGUAGCCGGAUAGCGAGCGAAGAUUUAUCAUUACCGAAACAAACAAACGAGACGCGUUAGGUUGAACGCACGGCGCAGGGAUGGCGGUAUCAAAAUUCAGUGACGUAGACGAGUACGGCUUCAAGCGUGAACCCGACUUCGACUACCAAUCGUACGAAAAUAUUAUGUCCAGUUACUACACGGUGCUCACAACUCGAAGCAUUAGGUGGCAGAAGUUCGCCAAAGAGACCGACAUCCUGACGAAUCCCCGCAAACUGAAACGAUUCGUUCGGAAAGGUAUUCCGGGUCCGUUGAGAGAAGAGGUCUGGAUGAAAUCGUCCGGAGCCUUCCGGCUGCAGCAAAAGGAACCGACCCUCUAUGAAACCCUACUGCGGUACGAGUUCGAUCAGGAAAUAUCCGAUCAAAUAAAAAUUGACCUGCCGCGAACAUUCCCGGACAAUAUCCAUUUUGAACAGUACAAGCUGGGCCUGUACAACGUGCUCAUAACGUACGCACAUCACAACAAAGCGGUCGGCUACUGCCAGGGACUGAAUUAUAUAGCCGGUCUAAUAUUAAUUAUUACCAAGAACGAGGAAUCAACGUUCUGGCUGCUCAAAGUACUGGUAGAGAACAUCGUCCCACUCUAUCAUACAAAGAAGAUGGAUAACUUAAUCACGGAUAUCGAUGUGCUUAGCGAAUUAAUUAGAAUACGGAUACCUGAUGUGCAUAAACAUAUAGCCGAUUUAGGUCUACCCUGGCCUGUGAUAGCCACCAAGUGGCUAAUCUGUCUGUACGCGGAGGUAGUUCCAACGGAAACAGCCCUUCGAAUAUGGGAUUGCGUAUUUCUCGAAGGUAACAAAAUUCUCCUACGAGUCGGUAUUUGCAUCGUGAUCAGUUUGAAACGGGAAAUACUUGCGACGGACGAUAUUUCUACGUUGAUUGGCCUGUUCCGGGCACUGGAAAAGAACACCACCCUGAUGGACUGCCAUACGUUCAUGAAAAAUGUGUUCACGGUUCCCGGGAACCUGAAACGAUCCCAAAUCGACGCCCUUCGGCGGCAGCUGUACGAACAAAGAAAGGCUAGCAGACGGAAAGGUUCCUAGGGGUUGGAGGACUAUAUCCUCAAGAGAUAUAGACUAAAUCUAAUGUGAAAAGAUAAUAGUUUUAUCACAGAGAGCGAACGUCCAUUGCGCGAGUUUCAAUAGUUUGAGUUUUAUUGGUGAGGCAGGCCUAACGUUUUUUUUCGCACAACGUUCGAAAAUGGGUGUUUGCUGUCUGUGUUUUUAUGUUAUGAAAUAUUGUUUUAAUUGUUUAUUGUCGAGUGGAAUACAAUAAUUAGAACGUAUAAUAUAUAGCUGAUAUUUAUUGAAUGCCCUAACCUCAAUCUUAGUAAGGCAUGCUUAGCCUUUCUAGUGCAUUACAAUAUUUAUAUAUGACAAUAGUGGCUUCGCCGUAAUUUAUCUGAAAAUCCAACAAUAGAUUGAACAUAGAGCAUUUCGAAAUUAGUCGUAGUUUUCAAUGAUCAACGGCGUCACAUAAAAGUUACCUAUACUCUGCAUCGGCAGCUCAACAUUCAUAUUAUCUUGGACUCAUAGGGUUUUACAUGUAAAUAAUAAUUUAUGACCAGAAAAUACAAGC
Molecule: messenger RNA, 2398 nt
Organism: Malaya genurostris
Lineage: Eukaryota; Metazoa; Arthropoda; Insecta; Diptera; Culicidae
Product: growth hormone-regulated TBC protein 1-A
Exons: 5
Coding region: 862-1863 (333 amino acids)
Source: RefSeq, a predicted model, not a curated record